Molecule: messenger RNA, 299 nt
Organism: Pararge aegeria (speckled wood butterfly)
Lineage: Eukaryota; Metazoa; Arthropoda; Insecta; Lepidoptera; Nymphalidae
Product: 36.4 kDa proline-rich protein-like
Exons: 2
Coding region: 15-299 (94 amino acids)
Source: RefSeq, a predicted model, not a curated record
GACAUUUUACCGCAAUGGGGAUUUACGCUUGGUUCUUUUUGGCUAUCUUCAGCACAGUCUACGCGGCGCCAUGGCGUUGCGUCAAAACCCAAGACGGUAGCACGAUAUGCUUCGGCGAAUGUGGUCAGCCCACCAUCAGCCCGCCAUCCAUCUGUAUAGGGCGACAGAUACCACCGUGUGCAUGCUCCGCCACCAUAUACACACCACCCGUUUGUCCACCAUCACCAACACCUAGCGGUCCGACGCCACCAUCGCCGUCCCUGUUAAUGUCGCCGUGCGGACAACCGUGCUAUGUCUAA